AUGCUUGCUAAGACGCUAGAGUAUCGAUUUGUCGAGUCUUAUCGAGCUGAGGGCCUUUCUGAUUUGCUUCCACAAACACGAGGAAGUGUAGCGAAGUCGUGUACCUUCUCGUGCUGUGUGGAUGUGCUUCUGAAAGCAGCGCGAAUCCCCCAUCGCGUUGUAGCUGUCGACGUUGUGAACAAACCAAAGAUGUUCCUAAAUCUCUUCCCCAAGGGCACGACGCCCGGUUGCUUGUACCGAGGACAGCGCUUGAACGAGACAGCGGAUAUUUUGAAACUCAUCUGCAGAGAGUUCGGAGAAAGUCACAUAAG
Amoebophrya sp. A25 is the source of this 311-nucleotide messenger RNA. NCBI's taxonomy places the organism in Eukaryota, Dinophyceae, Syndiniales, Amoebophryaceae. The record is from the annotation of a GenBank genome assembly.